Serpula lacrymans var. lacrymans S7.9 is the source of this 786-nucleotide messenger RNA. RefSeq lists its product as uncharacterized. The record is from RefSeq and is a predicted model, not a curated record. Bases 241 to 552 code for a protein of 103 amino acids. Lineage: Eukaryota; Fungi; Basidiomycota; Agaricomycetes; Boletales; Serpulaceae. The transcript has 3 exons.
GGAGCGGUGAGAGCGGAAUUUGUGCACUUACCGACUCCACGGUAUUUUGGAUUUAUACACUCAGAUAUGGCUCACAGAGACAUCCCACUCCAGCGUGGGUGGAGGCGGAGGAAGUCUUAGCAUAACUGAUGACGUGUGCCGAUUUUUACGGGCAACAUACAGGCUUUUAAUGAUUUACCGGUCACGACACAAGUUUUAUGCGCAGUUUUGACUUCCAUACGAAGAUCCUUGCCGAACAUUAUGGCCAUUCGAUGGUGCGGCGAUUAUUUUUCUCCUCUGCUGAAAUCAUUCACCGGCGUGAUACUAGAUUUUAUUUUGGGACUUGAAGACUUUCCCCCAGAACUCUCGCGAUGGGAUUUUUAUGACUUCGUGGACUCUGGCAGUGGACCUCAGACUGUCUAUCAGUGUAACUUGACUUGCCUCAUUUGCAACGACAGUGACGUCUCGGAGGCACAAUGCAACCCCAUAGCUCCGCACCUGACUUCGCCAGUUGCUCAGAACAAACCGUGGAACACACCGCUGUUGGUUCAGAGACAAAGGCAGUUGCGCUAAGGGCUUCCGGUAGCGUGAUGUCAGUUUCUGCUAUGCCCAGAGGGCUUGGCAUCCUCAGGGUUUAUUCAAGGCACUAAGACCAACAGUAGCAAAACUGACGGCAGCCUAAUUUUACUAGAGCAUUAGUUGUGCUCGACUUUCUUUUAUGAUUGUGCAACCACAUUUUUGGAGCGUUUCUGUACUAUUUCUAGACAUGUGCGCAGCUGUCCCACCUAGUCCCGACGGUUCAUAUAU